Molecule: messenger RNA, 5662 nt
Organism: Pogona vitticeps (central bearded dragon)
Lineage: Eukaryota; Metazoa; Chordata; Lepidosauria; Squamata; Agamidae
Gene: GNG12
Product: G protein subunit gamma 12
Biological process (GO): G protein-coupled receptor signaling pathway
Cellular component (GO): heterotrimeric G-protein complex
Molecular function (GO): G-protein beta-subunit binding
Source: RefSeq, a predicted model, not a curated record
GCUCGGCGCUCGGCCGUCGCUGCCUGGCCGUCCCCUUCUUCUGCCCUUCCCUUUUUCCGACGGAGAUGCGAAGCCGGAGUCGGAUUUGGCAAAGGCAAAGUACAACAUUUGUGGAAGAACAGGAAUUGAAAACUAGAUACCUGAUCCCUAGUUGGCAAUUUAACAGCUAGACUGUUCCAGUCCUUUCCAGUGUUUGGAAGAACUCAAUGAAGAUGUCUAGCAAAACAUCUGGCACCACAAACAACAUAGCUCAGGCCAGAAGAACUGUCCAGCAGUUGAGAAUAGAAGCAUCUAUAGAAAGAAUAAAGGUGUCCAAGGCAUCUGCAGAUCUAAUGUGCUACUGCGAGGAACAUGCCAGGAAGGAUCCUUUACUAAUGGGUAUACCUGCUUCGGAAAACCCCUUCAAGGAUAAAAAGACCUGUACUAUCUUAUAGGCAAGAAGUAAAGAUGCCUUCAAGACACCCCCCCUCCUGCAAAACCAACCAAGAAGAUUCAUAGAGAAGUAACCUGAAGAUCACCUGGUACCAGCUGCAUAAAACAGCAGCUCAUUCACAUGCUGUGUCUAAAUGAAGUUUUCUAAAAAGUUCCUUUUCUUUUUAGCAUUCUAAGUGAGAAUGCAAGUUUCUCAGGCUACUUCUUGUAAAACAGAAUGGUUCUGAGAGUAUAGUUGGGAAUUGGAUGCUGUUGGCAUUUUUUGGGAUUGUUGGGUUGGGUUGGGGUUUUAUUUCAAAGUGCAAUGCGUGUUCACAGUUCCAGGUGUUAGGUUGAACAAUCAAGACCAAAGUUGCCUGAGCUUCAUUUACAGAAUAGUGAGGCAGACAAAAAACGUAGAGUUCUAAUCAAGAUCACUUAUUUUGAUUUUAUAUUAGUGUAUAUCCUUGUGUAUGUAAUUGGUGUCUGUAUGUAGGGAGUGUAUGUUUGUUUGUUUUAGGUGUAUGCACACAUUCCAAAGUGCUUUCUUUACGUGCGCCUUUCUGAGUUAAUUGCUGCAUUUAUUGAUAAACUUCUGCAGUUCAUGCCUUUACCAUCAAGUAUGUCUUAAGCUUUUUACAGUGACUUAAGAGCCUGUAAACAUAAACGUAGUACAAAUUCUUGAUCUCAGAAUAAUUUUGAAAGGUGGCCUUUGGCUUAUACCCUUGGAUUUCUACCUUUCUCAUAUUUCCUUUGAAUCUUAGACUGUACUAAAUGACACAUAGAUUCUAGAACUGAAUUGUCUUUCAUUCCCUUAGAACUUUCCAGAGUCUGUCCCUUCCCUUCCCUACACAGUUCCUACAAACCUGCUUUUUGGAAGCAUGCAGGCUCUUCUUAACUUUGCCUGCUAUGCUCACAUUUUACAGAUGCCAAACAAUGUUUAAGAGGAACAAGAGACUCUUGGUGCAAUCCAUAAUACUAUUACUUCUGCCUAAAGCCAGGUUGUGCUGGGGCAGUGCUUGAAGGAUUGGAAACAGUGGUCAACAGUUAAUCUCUGAAACGUGUAAACUUUAUUAAAAUAUUUGUGUUCAUGUCAGGUAUUAAUGAAAUACUGAAUGAAAAGAACUAGUAUUGACUUAAACCACUAGUAUGUAUCUAUAUUCCAUUUAUUACCAGUCCUUUAAUGUUGCCGAUGUUUUUUUCUCUAAAUUGUGGUCUGUCAUAGCUCUAUAGUUACAUUGCCUGGCGUUUAUUCCCUGAGACGACAUCUCGGAUUGCUCCACAUAUGAGUUGCGGGAUUGGUGACUAGAUUUGUGGGGGAGACCUAGUGAUACAAAAUGCAAAGUCAGCCAUUGGUGUUUCCACUCAUAAUGUCCAGAAUGUUUUCAGGUAAUUUAAAGCUCCCUUACUGAGAAAAGCUAAGUUUUCCCCUUUAAACAAAUAGCAGUUGUGUCUGUAUCGUGAGGGGUCAAACCAAGGCCAACCCAGAAUAUGUGGCUUCAUUGCGACUUCACUGAGAUGCUGGUUUGCAAGCCAACAAACCAAGGUUCCUGACCUGCUCACAGGCCCUCUGUAACCUGAAACCAUAGGAUCAAGCUCUUGUGGAGAUCUGUCUUCAUGUUAUAGCAUUAAGAUUAAACAGGCACAUCUGAUUUUUAUUUUUAUUUGUUUAUCUUUUCUUUGGGUCCAGUUUUAUUUCCCUAAUAGUGUUUCAAAAAACUAAACUAUAAAUUGCUCAGAUGUAAGAAAAAACAUAGUUUUAGUGGGGGUUUUUGACAUCAUCAGAUUUUCUUUUUAUAAUUAGAAUAAUUUUCAAAUGGCAGCUUUGGAAACAGCACAUUAGAAACUCUCACACGGAUUCUGCUUCCCCUAUGUCAGUCUGUUCUCUCAUAGUGUUAGUUCAUUUGUUAAGGAUACUGAUUAAUUUGAUGGUAAAUAUUAAUUUGAUGGUAAAUAUCCUUAUUCCAGCUGCUCUCCGGAGAUAUUUUUGUUCACGGACUAAAAAAUGGAAUAUUUGGAACCAGGCAAGGAAGGGCUUUCCCUUCUGAUAGUUUAAACGUUCCUAUGAAUGUUGCUUCCCGAAGACCAUACUUAAUGUGGUACUCUGAAACUGCUGAUUUCCUUUGUGUUGUUUUAAGAUACUGGGCAGCUGUUGAUUAUUAUAAGAUAUAGAAACUUACUUUUCUGAAGGCUGAUUCAUAGAAUCCUUACUACAGUACAGUACAUUGUAACAGGAACACAGAUUGAUUUGCAUUUUCUGUAGCUGUGUGUGCAUUGAUUCAGUCUUACCAGUUCAGUGUGCGUCCAGAUAAUAACUUGCCAAAUACGAGAAUCUGGGAUUGUGCUGAAUCCGGAUGCGGUAACCAAAUCAAGAAAUCUAUUGGUUAAUGGUAGUUUAGCACACACUAAUCACCAGACAGUUGUCUUCACCAGAUUUUUAAAAGUGGUAAAUUCACAUAGCGAUAAGUGUUGCUCUGCUGGGACCGCACAAAAAAAAAGCACAGAAGCCGUAUCUAAAUGAACACAUCAUGGGAGUAUUGUACUCUUCUGGGAUCAGAACUGGCUCUUGUCUCAAUAAGUCUUUGAAUGAGGUGAGCCUGUGUAGGCAAAGCAGCCAAGGGUGUUUCUUGUGCUUGCCCCAAAACAAGAAAAAUCCCUAGUACCCAAUUGCCUGAGAGUUUAAAAAUAAGGUGCUGGGUUCUUUUUAAAAAUCUGCAUUUUUGCUCUUAAGAUCCUUGCUCCUAAGGAUCCUUUCUCUGCUUCGCCACCAUGAAGCCAUCAAAGCUUCUAUUCACAGACCUGCUUUUUCAAGAAUUAGAACUUUCUUGCUUUUAGAACUACCUUUCCUCAUCAAAUUAAUGCUAUUUUCUAUAGUCUAGUUCUUGAUGCAGUCAUCUGUGUGGUACUUUCAUAUAAAAAUGAAUACGCUGUUUCAAGGACUGAUCUUUAAAAAAAACACUGAAUUAAAAUAUAUAAACUUUUAUGUGUAAGGCAUUUAAAUUGUUGCAUACACUACAUAUCACCAGCAAAUGCUGCUGUGUGUUCUUUAAUGGAUUACACAUUCUAACACUCAAUUGCCGUAAGCUGGGCAUGUUGCUCCCUACCUUCUACUGCUGAUUAGUAGAUCAUAUCCUGAAACCUUGCAGUUAGUCUUCAGCUUAAUGUCCUGGUGCAAGCAGAGCCGUCUUAAAUAGGUUUCUUCAGAUUACUGAAGAAUAGGUAAAGCUUUGACAUUGCAUACCUAUUGUUAAAGCCAGUCAUCAGGGUAUGGCAACUUGGGUAAUAAGAAUUGAAGGAAGGAAAGGAAGGUCCUUGGAGGUUGCACUGCCCAAUAUUGUUUCUGAUGUCUGUUAAUCUAUCUCCCUCUCAUUUCCUUUCCUGAGAUGUCCUGAAGUAGAGGUGUGUGGCUUCUUACGUUUUUGGACAGUUCACUGCGUUCCCCAGAUGUAGUGGUCACUGGCCAUGCUUCCUGGAGAAUUCUGGGAGAGAUUGUCCAAACCCACAAUUAUGUGCACCUCUGCCCUGAAAUAUGGUUGGAGGUGUAAGGCUUUAGAGCUUGGGUCUUUUGUUUAAUUUUUAUUGAUACACCAAUGCUAUCAUGACCCCUAAGUGUCUUUUAAAAACAUUCUUAUGUGUUUUUCAUGGUUAUGUGUUCCAGCAGGACAAAAUGAGUUAGAUCCAAAGAUGCCCUUACAUAUGGGGUAGAAGGUGUUUUCUGCUCAUGGGACAAUUGUUUGAUGUCUCGUUGCUAAAGAGUUGCCCCCCAAAUCCUGUACAUUCUGUACAUAAUUCUGAACAGAUUGCAAAGCUUCAGUCCUGAAUGUAUUUACUAGGAAGUAAGCACCAUUGAAGAUAGUAGGAUCUGCUUCUGAGUAAACAUGUAUGGGAUAGCAGGACAUAUCCAGACAUUUUAUUCUGGUUGUGGAAGAGGAAGCACAAGAACUGCUACAAAAUUUGCCUGUUAGAAGACUCUGUUAUGUAUUCUGCUAGUGCUUGCAGAACAACACUAAUAAUUUUACUUCUGCUUAAGGUGCUUUGGAUCCAAACUAAUAUUUUCACCAGCAGUGCUUUAGAUUCUGAUCACACAUAUGUACUUUACUAAGUGAAGGAGAGUAUUGAAAAUACCAUGUUGUAAACUGCAGGGACUUAAUUUUAAUCAACUGAAAAUUGUGCCAACUUUGCAUUCAGAAAUGCCUUUUGAGUUUUACUAGGCUGAGACCCUGGCCCUGUUUAGUUUCUGUUUUGACUUACAUUAUAUCAAUUGUCUAUCAUAGCACGUGCCAAUUAACAGUUCCAUCAACUGGAAAUUCAACAUCAAAAUACUACUAGAUGCUUUGGAUCCUGUCCAGCAGAUUGUUAGGUGACUGCUAAAGGCAUUGCCACCUUUUUCCAGCCUUCCAUAAAGUACUGUCCUUUAGAAGAAUCAAUAUAGGCCUACAUUCAUUUUUGUAUGUAAAUCUGACCUUGUAGUGACAGUAUAAUCAUCCAGGGAACCAUAAAAAGUACUGCCUUUAUACGCAGCCCUGUUUCCUGUUCUCUGUUUCACUGAGACUUAAAUGGAAGUGAUACAGCAGUGGUGCUUAGAUGACAGCACCCAAGAGAACAGCCUUCCCAGUGAUCUUGCACUCCAGGUCUAUUGGACUACAACUCCCAUGGCCACACAGCCAGCACAGAGAGGAGGCUGCAGUAGAAUUUCAUAUGGAAAACUGAGUCAUCCAAAAUAAUAACUGCUAGACCACUGUGAGGUUCUAAAAUUAAGACUAUGAUAUUUAACAAGAAUUUUCAGCAACUGUAUCACUAUACCAUGUCUUGGUGCUUUGAUUAGAAAUGCCUCAGAAGUAAAAUAAUAUUCCCGAAGAUGCUUUGUGUUCUUUAAAGAAAUUAUAUCCUGCUUUCUUCUUACUAUACGCACUUGUGCUCUGGGUUUUCUUUUAAAUUGCUUUUGCAGUAUCAUUUUGUAUUAUCAUUGUAAUCUUAGGUCUGCAAGAAUAAUACGACUUGCAUUUCCCAGCAGAAAAGAAUAUGUACAUUUUAAAAAUAAUGCUAACUUGUUUUUGCGUUCACAAGCAUUCUGUCUGUAAUAAGAUGGCAUACAUUGUGCAUCAGCACAUGCUAUUAUUUUUAUUGAAAGCUGGCUUCUUCUAGCCGUGGGAGAGGUUUACACAAAUGUAAUUAAAAUUCCUGUUCACAGCUAAUUUAGUACCAUAGAUUUAAAAAAAAAAUCACUUUAAUUAAAUAUCACUUCUUUUGA